GUGGAAUUACUUUUUCCUGUAUGAUGGUUCAAAGGUUAAGGAAGAAGGAGAUCCUACAAGUGCUGGGAUUUGUUAUUUUUAUCCUUCUCAGACUCUCCCCGACCAGCAGGAACUGCUGUGUGGACAGAUUGCUGGAGUGGUGCACUGCAUCACUGAGAUUUCUGGAGUUCCUCCAAGUCUCAUUCGUCUAAGGAAGCUCAAGUUUGCAGUUGUAGUGGAUGGAGACUAUCUGUGGGUUCUGGGCUGUGCUGUUGAGCUCCCUGAUGUCAGCUGUAGACGGUUUCUGGAGCAGCUAAUCAGCCUCUUCACCUUCUACAACGGACCUGUGCACCGUGCGUACAUGGCAUUUUCUCAGGAGGAACUGAGCAGGCAGUGGGACAGAUAUAUUGAACAUAUCCAAAAAAACACCAGUGACCUCCACAAGAUUUUCAAUUCUCUCUGGAAUCUGGACAAAACCAAGGUGGACCCCCUGCUUUUACUGAAAGCAGCUCUCAUCUUGCAAACUUGCCAGCGGUCUCCCCAUGUCUUGGCAGGCUGCAUUCUCUACAAAGGCUUGAUUGUGAGCACCCAGCUGCCACCUCCUCUCACUGCCAAAGUUCUCCUCCAAGGCAAUGAGUCUCCAGGCCUCCAGAGUGAGCCUGGAGGUGAGGAGCAGCGGGAGCCUGAUUCUCCAUUGCCACAGGGUGUCUGUAUCAUCCCGGUAUUCCUAACAGAAGAUGAAGUGUCCGUGCUCCGAGACUUUCCAGUGGAGUGGAUGACUAGGUCAUCUGUAUCCCCAGCAAGCCCUAGAGGAGAGAAGAAUGCUCUCUGCUCCCAGGCAGUUUCAGAAUCAACAGGAGUUCAUGAAAACCAAGACCUGAAUAAUAUCUCUGUGCAAGAGUCCCCUGAGCAAGCUUCAAGCACAGCAGCACCAGAAGAUGCUGUGCAAUUGGGCAGCCUUGCAAACACCGAUCCUUUGAAUGGCUUCCUUGAAAUGGAAGCCAGUACAAAGAAUUCUUCAACUGCAAAACUGAGCAGACCAGACAGCAAAAGCUCAGAGCUCAGUAGAAAAGCAUUCUUCCCCUUAGAGAGAGAGACAAAGCAGCUGCCAAGCCCUUCCACACUCCAUACUGCUGAAUAUGCUCAAACUACAGGUCCGUAUCUGGAAGGCUUUUCCUUUCCAAACCCUUAUGCCCAGGAGCAGGAGAGUCAGAACAUGGGGAAAUCCCUUGUGGACUCUGAUGUUGAGCAACGCCGUUUCCAAAGUUACCAUGCAGCCAGUGGCAGUCCAGCUAUUUGCUCUCCUGUCCAAGAUUUGAGCAGAAGGAAAUCAAGUGAACAAGACAAGCAAGGGACUAUGAGCCACAAUAGGGUCUCUGGAGAAAGCAGCGGUGCGGCUGGUGGCAAUGUGUGGGGUUUGGAUUGUCCAGCCACUGCUGUACAGUCAGAGCUCCAAAGCAGGAGUCAGCUGCCAGCUGCAGAGGUUCAGGAGGGUCUGCCCGGAGGCCCAGCAGAGAACACGCGCUGUCCCAGGAGUGGGGAGAGUGGCUGGGCACCUCCAGCGGACAGUCUGGGAGCCGGGGCUGGUGUGGAGCCAGGCAAACAGUGCAAACCAGUUCAAAUGAGCUUGUAUGUUCACUGCAUUAAGGGGCUUGUGCUCUCCUUGCUGGCUGAAGAUCACCUCCGAGAGGACCAGAGCUCCAUUGAAGAUGUGUACCACAGCAGUCUGGCUUCUCUAAACGGCCUGGAGGUUCAUCUGAGGGAAACUCUGCCCAAAGACUUCUCUUCCUCAGCCAAGACAACCUACAGCUUCACUCACUAUGAUUGCGUUCAGAACGUGCUCACGGCCAACCUGCCCCAUACACCUGGCCCUCUGGAUCGGCACUUCCUGAGAGCUGCUGCGCUGAUCCACUCCGACUUCAGCCAGCUUCCGACCGCUUCAGAAAUGAUAAUUCGGAAUGCCUCCACGGCUGUGUAUGCCUGCCGGAACCCUGUCCAGGAAACCUACUUCCAGCAGCUGGGUGCUCCACUCCGCAACUCGGGUGUUCCCAACCCUCACGACAGUGCAUUCAGCUUGCCGAGCAAGGCCAAGCAAAAGCUGCUGAAGCAUGGAGUGAACCUGCUUUGA
Messenger RNA from Phaethon lepturus (White-tailed tropicbird), 2107 nucleotides. It is a transcript of the gene HPS4, whose product is annotated as Hermansky-Pudlak syndrome 4. The record is from RefSeq and is a predicted model, not a curated record. Gene Ontology annotation, biological process: vesicle-mediated transport. The transcript is spliced from 13 exons. The annotation marks the transcript as partial. NCBI's taxonomy places the organism in Eukaryota, Metazoa, Chordata, Aves, Phaethontiformes, Phaethontidae.